AUGAAUAUUCAUACUGUAUUGGUCAACUGCAUCAUUGCAUUCUUAUCUGGUCGUUGUCAACGUGUGAAGGAGGAUGUACAUCUUGUUGGAUUGAUGUCAAGGCGGGUGUACCAAGGAACUAAGCUGGGUCCACUACUAUUCCCGAUUUUGAUUAACGAUUUCAAACCAACCAAUGACAUUACAAAAUUUGUUGAUGAUUCUUCAAUCGUUGAGGUUGUGUUGCAGAAUACAAUAUCUAAACUAGACCAAACUUUAUCUAAAACCAGCGAGUGGGUUGAUCGUAACUACAUCAUGGAAUUAAAUGGGAAAAAAAACAAAGGAAUUAAGGAUUACAUUUUCAGACCAUAA
Molecule: messenger RNA, 348 nt
Organism: Paramuricea clavata
Lineage: Eukaryota; Metazoa; Cnidaria; Anthozoa; Malacalcyonacea; Plexauridae
Source: the annotation of a GenBank genome assembly